AGGCGAAAACACGCUCCUUGUGUUUAUCCCCUGUAGUCCUUCUUAAGUUUGUGACUUUUAAAUUCCAUUAGACAUGAAUGACACUGAAAUAUAAAUGGAAUUUUCGUUUUUUUUUCUUUUUUUUUUUUUUUUUUAAGAAUAAUCCGAUUAAACUUAACACUUCCAUGUUAUAAUUAUGUUACAAACUAAACUUCCUUGCGUGAAACGAAACUAAUAAAAAGUAAUUUAUGUAUAAACAAAAAAGUUUCAUCGUCAAUAAAAUUUUUAUCACUAUUAGUGAACAGUGCCUGCUGUAUUAGGACGUAACAUCAUUGAAAUCAUUCGUAAGCACGUCAGAUUUUUGUAUUACCUACACGUGAUUCGAAUCAUGAUUCACGUUCAAUCAAAUAAAUUAUUAAGUGCGAUAAGUCUAUUUCAUUUGCACAGUUCUUGAACGUCGAUAUCGUGAUUAACGAUCGAUGAAUGACAUUCUCUUUGGGUCAUCGUGCAUCGUUGAAGAGGAUUUUAAUUAUUACAUCGAAAAUACUGACAAUGUCCGGAAAGUUAUGGACCGUUGAACAGAAAUCGUUGUCAAUGGAUCGUGGAUGAGCAUCAUGGCGAAUCAAACGGCUGAUUACCAUGGCGACGUUUAUCAAUGGAAUCGAACAGUGCCGACGGAUGAACGCGAUACGCAAAUGGAAUAUUAUCUGCCCAAUUGGACCGAUCUCGUAUUGGCUGCCCUGUUCUGCAUGCUGAUCGUCGUCACUAUAGUUGGUAACACACUGGUUAUCGCAGCAGUAAUUACAACGAGACGAUUGAGGUCCGUUACUAAUUGUUUCGUAUCCAGUCUGGCUGCCGCGGAUUUAUUGGUCGGUUUGGCCGUAAUGCCACCAGCUGUAUUACUACAGUUGAACGGUGCAAGUUGGGAACUGGGUGAAAUCCUGUGCGAUUCUUGGCUGUCCUUGGAUAUUCUUCUCUGUUCAGCCAGUAUCCUAUCGUUGUGUGCGAUAUCCAUAGACAGGUACCUAGCUGUGACCCAACCAUUAGUCUACAGCCGAAGACGAAGAAGUAAGAGAUUAGCUGGUUUAAUGAUCGUAGCUGUCUGGAUACUAGCAGGUGCGAUUACGAGCCCUCCUCUUCUUGGCUGUUUUCCACGAGCAACUGAUCGUGAUAGCAAAAAGUGUACCUACAACAUGGACUCUUCUUCCUACGUUAUAUUCUCCGCCUGUGGGUCUUUCUUCUUACCUAUGUUAGUUAUGCUUUACGUUUACGGAAGGAUUUCCUGCGUUAUAGCUAGUCGACAUAGAAAUUUGGAGACAAAUGAGGCUGAUAAAACUACUAAUCGACGAACUCGACAUGCAACGCUCGAACGUACAAAAAGUAUGAAGAUUCGACGUUCGGAAUGUACGGUUGAUGGUGAUCCUUGCGAAAGAACAUCAACCGAGGGUGACGUUACGAGCAGCAGUUGCAAGAAAGUAGGUAUAGUUCGAGGUCAUCAACAAAGCUGCAUCAACAGGGUAGCAAGAGAAACUAAAACCGCUGGCACAUUGGCUGUAGUAGUGGGUGGUUUCAUAGCUUGCUGGUUACCAUUCUUCAUUCUCUAUCUUGCCACUCCGUUCGUCCCAAUGAAACUACCGGACAUCCUGAUGCAGGCAUUAACGUGGCUAGGUUGGAUCAAUUCAGCGAUAAAUCCAUUUAUCUACGCGUUUUAUUCGGCCGACUUCAGGGAAGCGUUCUGGAGGUUAACGUGUCGGAAGUGUUUCAAAAGUCAAACGACCUUGAAUCACACCGAACGGAAAUUACCAACACCUGCGACGUGGAGGAAGAACGCAUCAAGAACGUGAAGAAGAAUCGCAGAUCGAUCGAUUGAUCAUUGAAAUGAUUGAAAAUAGAUCGCGAAGGACGUAGUAAAGGGGAAAUACGAUUUUCAAUUGUGCAUGAUCGAUAUUUUCCCCUCCUUCUUAUCCCCGUCAACCCUAUACUCCACGUAUCUAUGAAAGAAAAAGUACGUAGGAUAAGAAAAUGAAAUGAAAAAAGGAAAAGAAACAUUUCGUUUCGUUUCGUGAGAUGUUGCUGAAGAAGAAAUCGUCUAACGAUGUUUCCUGUAUCGAGGAUAGUCUCCUCACAUCGUUUGGGUAUUCUGAUAACGAGAAAUAGAGUUAACGAAAAAUGGAUGAAGAUAGAUGAAUAGAAAAAAAGAAAAAGAGAAAAAGAGAGAGAGAGAGAGAGAGAGAGGGAGAGAUUGAAGAUCUUCCGUUCUUUAACGAAUCUUUUCACGAGGAUCACAAUCAAUUUUCUUUUUUUAUAUUUCCUAACAAAUGCUACACUCUUAGCAUAACAUUCGAUACUCGUAGAUUAAAUUCUAAACAUAUACUAAAGUAAGUUACUAUAUAAAUUAUAUAUUGAUAUUUAUGUUACAUAUAUAUAUAUAUAUAUAGAUUUACUGUAAUGUAAAGUUCGGUACAUUUCAGAAUGAGAAAAGUUCUAUUUACCUUCUUCAAAGAUCGUUUCAACUGAUCGGUCUGUCGAGCUCUAAGUUUGAACCAAGGCCACUUCUCUGUAUUGCUCUCUCUAUCUAUCUCUCUCUCUCUCUCUCUCUCUCUCUCUCUCUCCUCUUACUUGUCUAAUUUAGCAGUGGAUUAGAGCUUGGAUUAGUUACGGUUUAACUCUGCGUUAGUAUCGAUUUGACCCUCGGUUGUUUCUGAAUUAGAGCUGCGUUAGGUCCUCCAGUGAAAACUUCCAAAUUAGACGCUCAUAGUUAGAGGAGAGAGAGAGAGGAAGAGAAUGCAAGAGAAAAUGAUAGAUAGAGAGAGAUAUAUAAAGAGAUAGAGAAGACUCGAGAGGCUAGUAGUUUCUAUCUCGUCGACCUAGGAAAAUCGAAUUCCCUUCGAAAGUAACGUCAAAGCUUUCGACGAUAUAUCAAGAGAUGCUUUUUGUCGGUUUUUUUUUUUUCUUGUCUCCUUUUAUCGAGAAACAGAGAUAAGAAACAGGAAGAUAUAUUUUUGAUGAAAAAGACUUAAUACCAAUAUGAUUUU
Polistes dominula (European paper wasp) is the source of this 3014-nucleotide messenger RNA. RefSeq names its product putative G protein-coupled receptor No18. The record is from RefSeq and is a predicted model, not a curated record. Gene Ontology annotation, biological process: adenylate cyclase-activating adrenergic receptor signaling pathway; positive regulation of MAPK cascade. Gene Ontology annotation, cellular component: plasma membrane. Gene Ontology annotation, molecular function: G protein-coupled receptor activity. Lineage: Eukaryota; Metazoa; Arthropoda; Insecta; Hymenoptera; Vespidae.